Molecule: messenger RNA, 1023 nt
Organism: Ogataea haglerorum
Lineage: Eukaryota; Fungi; Ascomycota; Pichiomycetes; Pichiales; Pichiaceae
Exons: 2
Coding region: 1-1023 (340 amino acids)
Biological process (GO): positive regulation of transcription by RNA polymerase II
Cellular component (GO): RNA polymerase II transcription regulator complex
Molecular function (GO): DNA-binding transcription factor activity; protein dimerization activity
Source: RefSeq, a predicted model, not a curated record
AUGGAACUCCCCUCUUUAAUAAACGAAUCUGAAGAGACGGAGAAAACCAAACCUACCGAACCCGAGCAGGGUUCCUCUCUUCGGCAAGAAUCCAUCUCUCAAGAGUUACGAAAACACCUCCACAUCAAGUCCGAGCAGCGACGUCGUAGCAAGAUCAUCGAUGGGUUCCAGAAACUACGCAACAUCAUCCCGCUCGUUAAACCGCAGACAGAUUCCAAAGCGCAGGUGCUUAAGAAAGCUACUGAGUACAUCGAGGAGUUGCAGUACCAGAACAAUGCCCUGGCGGCCAAUUGCGAAAUGCUCAAGGAGUACUCCCACCAAUUGCACACCCAGCUGCUACAGCUCAACGCCACUCCCGUAAUGCCGGCUCCUCAGCUCCACAGAGUGUAUUCUCAGGAAGUGGGCCAUACACCGCCCGCUCCCCAGACACAGAUACAGUAUCCUCCUUACCCUGGCGUUUUUGCGCCUCCCAUGGGCCACUCGCAUUCCGAGGGCCGAAUAAUGCCCUAUCCGGCGCACCUUGCCCCUCCGCCCCCAGUCGGCUUCACCCAUAUACAGUCUCCCUACCCCAGAAGAUCCGCCCAUUCAUCGCCAACUUUGCACCAUAAUCCUCCCCCUGGCCAGGAUGGUCCGCGAGCCGAGGCUUGGCUUGUAUCCGAAGCCUGCGCAGUCUUCUCCUCCCAGUGGCUGCGAAAAAAUGUACGCGAGACGCACAAUCUGAAAAUUGCAACACGGUCGCACAAUGCCAGCGACUCCGACGGGCCUGUGCUCGCGGCGCAUCCAAGCCAGCCUGUCCAUCAUCGUCUGCUCGCCAGUGCCGGCUUCCCGGCGAGAGUUUUCCGGCCCUGCGAGACCUGUCCCGCACCGAGCGUCGAAAAAAAACACGCUCCUGGGCUGGUGAGCAAAUAUUUCCGUUCCGCAUUCAUCUGUGCGAUCUCCAAACUAAGAAUUUUUUUCGAGCACUCUGGUCAACUUCAAGCACGUAUCACGAGCCUCUGGCAAGGCGUACUGCAAAGUUUGUGA